Dipodomys ordii (Ord's kangaroo rat) is the source of this 3328-nucleotide messenger RNA. RefSeq names its product speckle-type POZ protein-like (gene Spopl). NCBI's taxonomy places the organism in Eukaryota, Metazoa, Chordata, Mammalia, Rodentia, Heteromyidae. The transcript is spliced from 11 exons. The record is from RefSeq and is a predicted model, not a curated record. Gene Ontology annotation, molecular function: ubiquitin protein ligase binding. Gene Ontology annotation, biological process: regulation of proteolysis; proteasome-mediated ubiquitin-dependent protein catabolic process. Gene Ontology annotation, cellular component: nucleus; cytoplasm. The coding region runs from base 92 to 1270 and encodes 392 amino acids.
CGCACGUCUCCAUGGCGCUGGAGGGGCCCAGGUAAUUUAUUCGACAUUGUGUGAUAGUGUAUAACUCUUAAACAUCUGUAAUAAGGUGGCAAUGUCUCGAGAACCCACCCCACCUCUGCCUGGAGAUAUGUCUACUGGUCCUAUUGCAGAAAGCUGGUGUUAUACACAGGUAAAAGUAGUAAAAUUUUCCUACAUGUGGACCAUUAAUAACUUCAGUUUUUGCCGAGAAGAAAUGGGUGAAGUGUUAAAAAGUUCAACAUUUUCAUCUGGUCCAAGUGACAAAAUGAAAUGGUGCCUGAGGGUAAAUCCAAAGGGAUUAGAUGAUGAAAGUAAAGACUACUUGUCCUUAUAUUUGCUUUUAGUCAGCUGCCCCAAAAGUGAAGUUCGAGCAAAAUUCAAAUUUUCCCUUCUGAACGCUAAGAGGGAAGAAACAAAAGCAAUGGAAAGCCAAAGAGCAUAUCGGUUUGUGCAAGGAAAGGAUUGGGGAUUUAAAAAAUUCAUUAGAAGGGAUUUUUUGCUUGAUGAAGCUAAUGGUCUUUUACCAGAUGACAAACUUACAUUAUUUUGUGAGGUGAGUGUGGUCCAAGAUUCAGUAAACAUAUCAGGACAUACUAAUACAAAUACUUUGAAGGUGCCUGAAUGUCGACUAGCAGAAGAUUUAGGUAAUCUCUGGGAAAACACAAGAUUUACAGAUUGCAGUUUUUUUGUUCGAGGACAAGAAUUUAAAGCUCAUAAAUCUGUGCUUGCAGCUCGAUCCCCGGUGUUUAAUGCAAUGUUUGAACAUGAAAUGGAAGAGAGCAAAAAGAACCAAGUGGAAAUAAAUGAUUUAGACCCUGAGGUUUUUAAAGAAAUGAUGAAAUUUGUUUACACGGGAAAAGCACCAAAUCUUGAUAAAAUGGCUGACAGCUUGUUGGCAGCUGCAGACAAAUAUGCACUGGAACGGCUGAAGGUCAUGUGUGAAGAAGCUUUGUGUAGCAACCUCUCAGUAGACAAUGUUGCUGAUACCCUUGUCCUUGCAGAUUUGCACAGUGCAGAACAGUUGAAAGCACAAGCCAUAGACUUUAUUAAUAGGUGCAGUGUACUUCGACAACUUGGGUGUAAAGAUGGGAAAAACUGGAACAGCAACCAAGCAGCUGACAUAAUGGAAACAUCUGGGUGGAAGGCCAUGAUUCAGUCUCACCCUCACUUAGUGGCAGAAGCUUUUCGAGCACUGGCAUCUGCACAGUGUCCGCAGUUCGGCAUUCCACGCAAACGGCUAAAGCAGUCCUGACACUUCCAUGGACAGUAGAAAUCGGGAUUGACUUUACUCUUCCAGGUGCAGAAGGAUUCUGAUAUAGACCACAAGCAGGAGUUGUUUCUGUUUUCUUGUCCACAGAACAGAAGCUGGAAAGUCAUAUUGCUUGCAUUUCAAGUGGAUAAUUUAUGGUUUAUACUUCAGCUUUAAAUUAGACUGAUUAAUUCACUUCAAGGCCUUAAAUUAUCUUCAAUGACUUCUCUUGUUCAUAGAAUAAUUUUUUUAUUGUGCCUUGCAUUUUGACCAAGGCUAUGCAGGAUUGCACUAGCUCCAUAAUGCAGUAAUAUUGAUAACUGAAGAUACUAAGUUUCAAAAGAAUCUUCCAUUAUUUUGAGAAAAGGAAAAUUAAUUUUAUAGGGUUUGUCCUAUGUUAUCUCAAAGUAUAAAACUAGGUUCUCCUUCAAAGCACUUGUAUUGGAGAAUAUCAGGAAUGUCUCCAGUCAGAGCUCUAUAAAUAUAGAAGAACCUGCUUACCUUCAGGGUAGGUUAUGGCAAUACAUUGCUUCAAUUUAAUUUAUUUCCAUUUCAGGGGCAAAUAUGCAAUGAGUUAGCCCAAAUUUUUAGUAAAAUCUGUGAUGUUUGUCCUUAUGUUCACUGUCCAAGAAACUGUGGGUUUAUCUGAGUUUACAAUAACUGAGAACUGAUUGAGGUUAAGAUUUCAGUAAAAGGGCAUAUUUUAUGCUGAAGUAAUUUUUUUAAUUUAUAAUGACCUAUGUUUAUAUGAAGAAUUCUGUACAUGUUGAAAGUAAGGAUGACCAAAUGUAAAUUCAUGUGGGCCAAUUAAGAAAGAUAUAUAUGCACUUUUAAUGUGUAACUUUUGUAUUAUGAAUGGUACAUAUAUUUUUUUGCUUUUGAGGAAAUUAAUAAGUAUAAUUGUGUUUUAACUUUUGGAAGAAUUUUUUAAAAUAGGAGGCAACUGAGAUGUUUGUGAUAAUAGAUAAGGAAGAUCCUUGAUGAUGGAUGAAUUAGUUUGAUUUCACAUAUUCAUUAUUGAAUUUAUUUCUGCUUUAUUUCACUUUGGACAAGGCACCCAGACAGUAAUGGAAUCAUGGACAGUCCACUUCCUUUAAACACUGAAUGGUAUCAUGGCCUGUGAAAGAUGCAUAGUAAAGGAGAGACCCAUAGACUAUGUCAGGCUACACUAAGACUUUUUUCCCCACAUUUUCUCCUUUGUGUUUUAGUUACUAUACUAACAUUAUGGAUGAUUGAAAUUCUGUAUAAUGUGAACAGGAUAAACUAUUUAUAAACUGCUUUAUAUGGGCCAGUUCUUUAUUCUAAUGAAUCUUAGCUUUAAAGACACAACUAUUCAGAGUUGUGAGAUCUCUUCCUGUACACUGUUACAGAGAAGCAGGAGUGAUCAGUGUCCAGGUCACUGUAUCCAACUUACUUCAGCACUAUCAGUGCACUUCUUAGGCAAGAUUUAUAUUUGACUGCAAGGAAAAAAGCGUGUCACUGAGAAACACAAAUGCAUAUACCUAUAUGUGGGAUAAUUUGUGUAUUUUGUUUGUGAAUUCAGGAUAAAAGGAGAAAUAGGAAGCUUGAGGUUGUAAAGUGGAUUUAAUUUGCUAUCACUUUAUUAAAUGUUAACUGAAGCAUUCCUAAGACAUCAGGAGUGAUUCAUCUUUACAUUGAACAUUUUCAAAUAAAUAUUUGUUGUCCACAACAAACUGGAGUCUGAAAAAAUUAUAUUUUUAAAUAUCCUAUAUUAAUUGAGUCUUGGUUAUGGCAACUUAAAAUCGGAAGAAUCCCUUAGGAUAGAAGCAAGAUUCUUACCUGGUGAUCAUCUUUAAUCCUAUACAAGAAGAUCAUGGCAAGUAGAAAUUAAUUUCCUUAACACUACUGAAAGAUUGAGUCUGUUAAAUUUAUAAUGUGCAAUUAAAAAAUAAACUUAUAUACAAAUACACACUUUUAUUCUUAUGGCCUUAGGAAAAAACAAACAUUUUCCCAGCCAUAGAAAUUUAUUAAAGUAUAUUUAAAAAAUAGUGUACCCAUUAUCAAAUGCAUAUUGUGAAAUAAUUCACUGCUUCAGUCUAC